This is a messenger RNA of Haplochromis burtoni (Burton's mouthbrooder), 1258 nucleotides long. Its product is annotated as macrophage mannose receptor 1. The record is from RefSeq and is a predicted model, not a curated record. The transcript has 2 exons. NCBI's taxonomy places the organism in Eukaryota, Metazoa, Chordata, Actinopteri, Cichliformes, Cichlidae. The annotation marks the transcript as partial.
ACGGAGGUCAAGUGGUGGAACGACACUUGGCUCCAGGCAGGUCUCCCUCAUGCAUGAGUAACACGAAGAACUUUGGUGCCUUGUGUCUUGCUUUUUGCUGUGUAGCAAGUUGUCCUUAACGUUCCAGCGAAUAGGUUUAUGCUACAAACCUAUCAGCAAGAAAUGGUGCAGAAAGGCAGCACAAACUGCUGUGUAAUACAUCUUGAUAAAUAUAGACAAAAAGCAGAACUAGGUAGAGAGCUUGAUGCGCUUAAAGAACUCAUGUGUAGGUCACGUGGGUGACCUACACAUGAGGGCAUGUGCUAAGCACUUGCCCCAGUUCGGGUGUAGAACCAUAAAAGGAGAGAUGAAUUGAUAUGUAAGACCAAAAAAGGAAAAUAAGAAUGUUAAAGGAAGGAGGAGUUUUGAUCAAAACUGUGUAUGAAGGGUACACAGAGUACUAAAUAACAGGAGAAGUAGGCGCUGAUGAGGAACUUUGAAAGAGUAUAAAUAUAAUGUGUUUAUUUAAAUGCAGAUAGACUUCCCUUCGGAUCUGCAGAAGGCUUUUGCGCUGUGCACAUUCCCCAUGCACAUAGUGAAUAAAGAAGUUGUUGAACUGAAAGUCUGUCUCAAGUCGUGUGUUAUUCUACCAGGUCACAAUCCAACAAUCGGGGGGCGACAACUGGUUCGCAACAGAAGGCACUGAGUCUCUGGAUCACUGUUGCUCCAUGUCACACACCUUUGCAUACACCAGACCCCUUUGCUCAUGACGGGAAAUCUCUGCUACAGCCUCGUCCAACAGUAACUGCAAACUACACAAGGAUAAUGUUGCCCUGUUUAAAUUUUGCUGUGGUCCUCUGUGUCCUUCAAGUCCUCUGCAUCACCGCUGAUAUAGACACGAGUAGCUUCCUUAUUUUCAAUGAAGAUCACAACAAGUGCGUAAAGGUGGAGAAUGCCACCUUUAUAACAGUGGAUGCUUGUAAUCCUCAUGCCAAAGAUCAACAGUUCCGAUGGGUCUCUGAGUCUUGUCUCCUCAGUUUGUCCCUCAAGCUGUGUUUGGGUACUACAGCGAUAAAAGACUGGGUAAAGGUGCAGCUCGUGGAAUGUGAUGAGAGCAAUGACCUCCAGCAUUGGCAGUGUAAGAACGAUACCCUCUUUGGCCUAAAAGACCAGGACCUGCACUUAAACUGGGGCAACUACGAUGAGGAAAGUGUCAUGAUCUACAAAGGUUCUGGGAUCUGGAGUCGCUGGAGGAUAUAUGGCACUCAGGGGGACCUCU